AGGAAACGGCUCACUGUGUGUGUGUGUGUCACCAUCUCACAGCCUGUUCAUUUCGGCCUGGUGUGCAGAGGGUGUUGAGAGGAGAUGAGCGGCAGGGUUGGAGAUCUGAGCCCGAAACAGGCCGAGGCUUUGGCACAGUUUCGGGAAAGAGUCCAAGAUGUCCUGGCACAGUGUCCGUCUCAGAGCGACCACUUCUUACUGCGCUGGCUUCGAGCCAGAAAUUUCAACGUGCAGAAAGCUGAAGCGAUGCUACGUAAGCAUUUGGAGUUCCGGAAACAGAUGAAGGCUGAUACUAUCACCACUGACUGGAAGCCUCCUGAGGUUUUAGAGAAGUUUCUCUCAGGAGGAAUGUGUGGCUACGACCGAGAGGGCAGCCCAGUGUGGUACGACGUUAUCGGACCGGUGGAUCCCAAAGGUCUCCUUUUGUCUGCCACUAAGCAGGAUUUCAUCAAGACAAAAGUACGAGAUUGUGAGAUGCUACAGAAAGAAUGCACAUCGCAGAGUGAAAGGUUGGGUAAAAAUGUGGAGUCCAUCACUAUGAUCUAUGAUUGUGAAGGUCUGGGCCUGAAGCAUCUCUGGAAGCCUGCUAUAGAGACGUACGGAGAGGUUUUGACAAUGUUUGAAGACAACUAUCCUGAAGGACUGAAGAGAUUAUUAGUGAUAAAAGCACCAAAACUGUUUCCUGUGGCGUAUAAUCUGGUGAAGCACUUCCUAAGUGAAGACACUCGCCACAAGAUAAUGGUUCUGGGGUCCAACUGGCAGGAGGUGCUAAAGAAACACAUUGACCCUGAAGAGCUCCCAGCCAUCUAUGGAGGGAAACUGACCGAUCCUGAUGGUGACCCACGCUGCAGGACCAGGAUUAAUCAGGGUGGCCUGGUGCCCAAGUCUUACUACGCACGGGAUUUUAUUAAGCUGCAGUACGACCAGUGUGUGUCCAUCAGCCGCGGCUCCUCCCAUCAGCUCGAGUAUGAGAUCCUCGCUUCAGGCUGUGUGCUCAGGUGGCAGUUCUUCUGUGAGGGUGGGGAUGUCGGCUUUGGGGUCUUCAUGAAGAAGAAACGGGGUAAAUGGAUGAAAGCAGGCCAGAUGCAGGAGGUCAUGGCCAGUCAGCGCUACAACGCACACCUCGUACCUGAGGACGGAUCGCUCACCUGCACUGAGCCUGGAGUGUACGUGCUACGAUUUGACAACACUUACAGCAUCUUCCAGUCCAAAAAAGUCAGCUUUUCUGUGGAAGUCCUCUUACCCAGCAGCGACAGCCAGUCACGGCCUGAGACGAGCAGGACGCCGGGAGGCGACGUUCAGAAUGGUCAAUAGGGUGUGAUUCUUGACCUGCCUGUUUAGAGAUGAUCCAGCAUAGCAAAACAGUACUUGAAAUGGCUUGUCUCAUGCACAGUAAUUUGGAGAAAAAAAGUUUCAAAACUGUAAUUACUCGUGGUACGAGAAGAAAGUGAUCUUUGUUGAAGACUUGAUGUCACUUCAGUGCAACAUAGUUGAAGUGAAUAGCUGCACAAAACUUAAAGCAUAGCAUUCAAAUCCCUUCAGCAUUUAGCUUGUCCAACAGAAUCUACAUCAUGGCAGUUUGACGUUUUAUAUCAUUUUUUCUGCGCUGAUUAUGUUUCUGUUCAGCUAUGCUUGCUGCAGAGGAGGUUUCGCUGAAAUAGAUGCUUGCUUUGGCGAUGAAACACAAGCACUUAGUGUUAUUUCUUAUGGAUAGUAUAAGCAUUAAUGUGAUGAUUGAUACGGUACUGUGCUAAAGUCUAUUAUUAUGUCCACGUUCACUGGAUAUGAGCAAUGGUGCGCUCUGAUUGGCUACUCUACCACUAGGAUAUCAGCUCAUAUACCGUGAGUAGAGAAAAACAAAAUGGCGGCACGUGUUGCUGAACCAACUGAGGACGAAAUAAAAACUACUCGAAAACAAAACCCCCAAAAAAUACAAAAAAAGCAACAAAAUAUGUAAUGAAAGUAUUUGAUAAGAGCGUAUCUUUUUUUUUCAAGAAUUAUUAUAAUUAUUAUUAUUGCAUUUUUCACAAAUUGCUCCUGUCAUUUCGCUGGUUUGGUUACACUGUUCAUCUCUAAGCAUUAAAAUUUGUUGAAUUUUUUUUUAGACUGGUUCAAAAGCUCAAAGAAGUUUGAAAAUUACAGAACUGAAAUGUCCAAGGAAGAAUUAAAUAAAUGUCUAAAGCUAUUCUAUACCUUGGCAAGAUGGCACUUUCUACAAAAAAAGAACACUAAAGUCAAUUCAUGCAGUCAUCGAUAGGUUUUUAAGUGGAAAUGAUUUUGUCAGACGUUUUGUAUGAAGUUUUUUUUUUAAAUUGAAUUUGCAAAAAAAAAGCAGUAAAAAUGCUCUGUUUCUCAAAAUCCAGUGAAUGUGGAUAGAAUAAAACAGUUAUUCCACUCAAUCUUGUUGUACAUGGCUUAUAUCCAACUCAGUGUUACGUGCCUCGUCGGCUAUCAGCUCAUGUACGACUCGAUUUCAUGGAAUAACUGUUAAAUAUACAAAUAGUACAAAUAUUAAAAUUUUUAAUCCAGAUGUUGAUUUUAGGACAUCUGCAUUACUGAGUCAAUACAAACGCUUUAUAUUUCUAGUAAUAUGUAAAUGUUACCCAAAAACAUUUGCAUGUCAGUAAAGAAAGCAGCAUAUUACAUAAGAGAUCACUUUUCAAACAACAACAUAAUGAAGGCUGCUGGGUUUUGAUGCAGAAAUACUGUACGACGCGAGUGUGACAGUCAAAGUGUCCAGAAGAACUGUGGCUGGUUCUGCGACAUAUUCAUUCGAAUGUACCAGAUAAUUUCCUUAUAAAAGUGCACAAAUUAUACCUGAGACGCUUUUUUUUUUAAGCAAAAUGUCGUCACACCAAAUACAGUAUUGAAUUUGUUUAGUUUAUUAUUGUGUAUUUUUUAUAUCGAAACAUUUUAAUUUCAUUCUUUCUGAAGACGUCUUCACUUUCCGGUAUUUCAUUACAGACUUUUGCACGGUACUGUAUAUGUAAGGUGUCUGUUUUGAUAGAGAUGGAUAAGAGAAUCAUAUACGGUACUUCCAUUGUGUUCCUAUGAACAUAAUAUACCAAUAGUGGAAGGUUACUCAUUUUAAAGUGUCUCUAAUGCAAAACUCAUACUGCUCGUUUAAAAAAUAUAUACCAUCUUCAAUAUCCUGUUAGGGGCAUGGUAUAUUCAGAGCCUUUCAUGGGAACCUUAGAGUAACCAAUCCACCUACUGGCAUGUUUUUUGGGGGAAAAACACAUGGACAUGGGACAAACAUGGGAAAUGCUAUACAGAUUGAAGCUAACCUAAGCUAAAGAUCGAAGCGAAACCCGAGAGCUAUGAGACAAUAACACUACCCACUGAACCUUCACGUCUUCCAAGCAUGAAAACAUUUACUGAAAAAGAAGCUGUUCAAAAGUUAACGGGAUUGUUAGAAAGUUAUCCAGGUUCCUCAGUUGGGAUAAAAAUCAGUGGGACCCAAGAAUCUGGAUGUGUAUUCAAGAAUAACGUCACAAGAGGGUUUUUUUUUUAAUUAUUAUUAACCAGUAUAAAACCAAUAUUAUAGUUUAAACAACAAUGGAUUCAGAGAAUGCUUUAUACUGACUGAUAAUCGCUACACUGUCAGAAAUAGGGGUAUAAUUACAGUAGGAGUCCAUUUCUGAGCCCUAAGGUACAGUCGGCGCUCAUGUACUUCCAAGGGCUCAUUAUUGGACCUCAAGGUAACCAUGUGUAGCUUUCUAGGGCCAAAAACAGUACAUAUAUGUUCCCAAGUUGUCUAUAAAGGGUACAAAUGAGUACCUAAGAAGGUACUGAUCCAGUGACAAGCCGCUAUACCCCUAAAGGUACAAUAACGUACUUAAUUUUCUGAGAGUGUAGGUUUUUUUAAGGACCAUUUUGGUAAGAUGUAAGUAACAGUGUCCGGCUGAAUUCACUCUUAUUUCUAACUUCGCCAAAAAGAAUCUUAAUUACUGAUGUCAAACACAUUUCAUUGUAAACUUGUGCGUAUAAACUAAGUUAAUGAAACUUUAGUGAAGCUUUAUAGUAUUUAUACCAUAAGCGCCUAUACAGUGUGUAUAGCUGAGUGCAAAAGUUUGCAUACCCUUAAGACAAAAUGCGAAUUAUACCAAGAAGACAUUUAUCCAGUUGCAUUUCAGAGAUUCCUUCAUUAUCAUAGGUUAAAAAUAAAUAAAUAAAUAAAUUGUAAAGUAGUGCAUGUGAAUAGUAAAAUGAAAAAGACACCAGUUUAAAAGUCUGCAUCAUAUUUUUGACUACAAUAUACUGUAACUAUUUUCCAAUAGUUUAAUAUAACUAUAUAACUAUAUAUAUAUAU
This is a messenger RNA of Neoarius graeffei (lesser salmon catfish), 4312 nucleotides long. RefSeq names its product SEC14-like lipid binding 8 (gene sec14l8). The coding region runs from base 85 to 1314 and encodes 409 amino acids. Lineage: Eukaryota; Metazoa; Chordata; Actinopteri; Siluriformes; Ariidae. Gene Ontology annotation, cellular component: cytoplasm. The record is from RefSeq and is a predicted model, not a curated record. The transcript has 12 exons.